This is a messenger RNA of Cuscuta epithymum, 3899 nucleotides long. NCBI's taxonomy places the organism in Eukaryota, Viridiplantae, Streptophyta, Magnoliopsida, Solanales, Convolvulaceae. The record is from the annotation of a GenBank genome assembly.
CUUCACUGCGGGCUAUUUAUAUGUCCUUCAGUCCUUAGUUUACUAUCAUUAAGUAGGAGUGAUUUAUAAUACGAAGUACUACAUAGUAGUUAAUUAUUUACUUAGUCCAAGCUAAGCAAGAAAUGAUUGAGAAGCUUUGGGAUGAGGUUAUGGCCGGACCUCACCCCGGCGAUGAGAGCACCCGCGGCGGCGGCGGCGGCCUUGAGAAGCUUCUGAAGACCCGCCCCCUCUCUAUCCAGACAAGUGUAGUGGAUGAAGCAGCCGCAGCUGGCGGCAGCAGCAAGUGGUACCAAAGGUCGCCGGCAAGCCCAACGACCCCUUCCCCGACGGCGCGUAAGGACAACGUGUGGAGGAGCGUGUUCCACCCAGGAAGCAACCUUGCCACCCGGAAUAUCGGUGCCGAAGUCUUCGACAGGCCUCUUCACCCCAACUCUCCCACAGUUUACGACUGGAUGUAUAGUGGAGAAACAAGAUCCAAGCACCGUUGAAGAGAUCGAUCGAUCCACGGUCUGAAACUGUUCGAUCGGGUCAUAACCAAUCGGCUCAGGGUUGUAGCUACAAAAUUAAACGUACCCAUCAAAAUAAUUUCAUGAUCUUGAGCCGUCUGAUUGUGAUCCAACGCCCCUUGCGAAUGUGAUCACCGCCAGUGCUCUGUUUUAAGCUUCAAUCAUCUUUCCUUUCUGAUCUGUUGUUUUUGUUUAUCAAUACUACUGCUACGCUAAAUUGUAAAUGUAUCUCCGGUUUCUGUGUGUUAUCUUGGCCUCUGUUUGCUUGCUUGCACUUCUUUUUGUUUGCUUAGGAUGUUACUUGGUCUGGUUUGGUCUGAUUUUUUGUAUUUUUAUGACUAUCCAAGUUUAAUCUGGUCUGUGACAAAUUAAACAUCCUUACACUUCUUUUUGGUGAAGUGAAUUUGUGAGUUUAAGAGUCUAUUUCUCAAUUAUUAAGAGGCCAACACUUCUUUUUGGUGAAGUGAAUUUGUGAGUUUAAGAGUCUAUUUCUCAAUUAUUAAGAGGCCGUUUGGCAUCGGCUUAUUGGCUGAAAUUAGUACUGAUGAUCAUAUCAGUUAUAUAUAUAUAUAUAUAUAUAUAUAUAUAUAUAUAUUUCUUUUUUUAUUAAUACAAUAUAUUUCCUAAUUUGUUAUGCUUUUCAAAUUAUUCAAGUUAUGCUUUUCAAACAUUUAAACUAUAAAAUACUCCCAUAUACUCCCUAUAUAUAUAUAUAUAUAUAUAUAUAUAUAUAUAUAUAUAUUUCUUUUUUUAUUAAUACAAUAUAUUUCCUAAUUUGUUAUGCUUUUGAAAUUAUUCAAGUUAUGCUUUUGAAACAUUUAAACUAUAAAAUACUCCCAUAUACUCCCAUAAAACUUUGUCUAUCUUUCCUUUCCUUUUUCGGACAUCCCAAAAACUUUUGUCAUUCUUCCUUUUAAUCAAUAUUUCAUGAUUUCUAUUAAUUCUUUCUUCUCUGCACAAAUUUCAACCACACAGUUUUUAUUUUAUUUUUCUCCGUGUCGGUCAACUUUGGCAAAGUUUUAAUGGACGGAGAUAGUAAUAGAACAUCGUGGAAUCUAUUAUCAAAGCCCGACCAAAUGAAUGAUCGGGUCAAUGGUCAACGGCCACUAAAUCCGGUCAAUAUUCUUUUAAAAUAAAAUGUAAAAAUUAUUUUAUUAUUAGUAUUUAUAAUUUCAAUAAUCAUAUUAUACAAAUUAUAAAUAAUAAUCAUUGAACAUGAAACUUUUACUAUAAAGUUAAAUGUGUAAUGUAGAUAAUGAGAUUCAAAAUGCAUUUGAACUUAGCUAAAUGUUAGCAUAUAAAAUGUGAAUGCAACAUUUAUUAGUAAACCAUUAAAAUAACAAGUAUUUUUACUCAUAUUUGGUAUCUUUGUUCUAAAAAUCAUUCUAGGCGUCCGACUAGUCCCCGCCUAGGCGUUAGAGGUGGCCGGUCGCCCCGAUUUUCAUCUAGGCGCUCCGACUAAUUUGUUUGCCGUCUAGGUGAAUUAGUCGACCGCCUAUGAGGCCUAGCUGCCCGCCUAGAGCGCCUAAUCGACCGCCUAGGCUGACUAGAUUCGCCAAACAUUACUUUACUUUUUAAUUUUAAUUUUCUAAGCGAUAUACGUACUUUAGCUUUAGCCAUGGAUAUAAAGAAAUGAAGUUGUAAAUUAAGAUAAAACUAUAUAUGUUUCAAUAUAUGCCUAAAUUUCAUCAUUAUUUAUAUUUAUAACAUAAUGAAGUUAAGCGAUUAGUUAUCAUAUACUACGUAUGAUUAAAUGUGAUAAUUCUAUCAUUCAUGUUUGUUAAUGUAUAUGUGUGUGUAUUUUAUACACACAAAAAUACAAAUUUACUUAUCAUAUUUAUGCAAAUAUAUAGAUAAAAAUGUAAUUUAUUUGUCUCCGACUAGUCCCCGACUAGGCGCCCGCUUAGCCGCCUAGGCGCUAGGCGCUGGGCUGGCACCCGACUAGCGCCUAACGCCUUUUAGAACAUUGUUUGGUAUAGUAAUAGAAAUACGGAGUACUAUGUAUAAUGUGAUGAAUAAUUAAUAACAGAUAGGAUAUAAUAGUAUUAAUUUAUAGUUAAAUAACACAAAUGAACAACUUGCUUAAGAACCAAGCAUUCCAGCCCAGCUGGUUGUGAGGUUACCGUGCCUAGUGGGAGGUCUCGAGUUCGAAUCCCGCUAGGCACACAAGGGUGUAAAACUCAAUGGAGUGAGUUUCAACCCUUAUUACUCAAGGCCCCCCCAACCCCCUCCCCCAGACCCCCCUGGAGUAAAAAAAAAAAAAGAACUUGCUUAAGUAGUACAAAUGGUAUAAAAAUAAAAAUUCAAAUUAAAAACGGCCAGGUUUGCAGGUUCCAAACAGGUUCCGGUCCUAGUUUGUACCCGGAUUUUGGGCGGGUCAUCUGGUUUUCUGAGAUUAGCCUGAUUUGCAAGUUGGACCCUAACUAGCCUGGUAUUCCGAUCCAAGCGUGUCGCCGGGUUCCGGGUUGACUCGUCUAGGCCAGUCGGGUUUGUUAAUAUUAGGUCAAAAUUUGAAUAAAGAAAAGAAAAUUGAACAUAAAAAUAAAAUGUAAGUUAAAAAAUAAUCUCACCAGAUUAUAACGUUUAUUCCUUACCAGAUUCAUUGUGUAUUCAUGAGUCUCCCUAGCUCUUUUAAAUUUAAGUUAUUGACAUUAAAACUGACAAAUGAAUUGUUCAAAAAAAAAAAACUGACAUGAGAAGGCGAAGUUACAAUACAUCCUCAUUAAAGAAUUGUAAUACCUCAAAUAUUUAAUUAAAAUAUGAAAUGUACGGAUGUGAAGUGUUUAUAUCAUGAUUAUUUAAUAUAAAUUGUGAGGAGUAUGUGAUACUUUUUUAUAAAAUAAUAUAUUAUGUUGGGUGGUGAGAUAUAAAACACCACUAUGAUUUUGAUGUAAUUUAAAGAUAAAUUUUGACAACAUAUUUUUAUUUUACGAAGUAAAAUAAUUUUGUACCUUCAGUCAUUUUGAGUGUAAAGUGUUUUAAUUGUCAAACAAGCCAUAAAGAUUUUAGUUUAUUGCGCGGGAACUCCAAAGGGUUGAAUCCCCACCCUAAAGGCCUCCAGGCCUCGACCCUACAAGACAUUGAGAGGAUUUAAGUUACGGCGACUCGGUCAACAUAAUGAUGGUAGACAUUGUAUCUGUGUGCACCAGAGGCCCAGUCUAGCACACAUGAGUUGUAACCUCCGUUGCGGGUUUCGAUCAACGGAGCUACUCAUGCGGGUUAGUCUAUUGUGUCCGAAUAAGGUGUUUAGUUGCCUAGAGCUUUAGAUUCGCCUUAUAUUUUAUUUGCUUUCAAAUUUAAUUUUCAAGACAUUUAUGUAAUAUGUGCUUUUAACUUUAACUGCAUAUAUAUAUAUGAAGAAAGCUAUUUGUAGAUAUAUAUAAAUAACACUAC